AUGACUACUAUUGCCACGCUGAAGCGGCUGUCGGCCAAAUCCCUCUCGGAGAAAAUAAUCGAGGAAGUCAACGCCACGGAUCCCACAUUCGCUGUCAUUGAUGUUCGGGAUAAUGAUUACAUUGGUGGCCACAUCAAGGGCUCAACAAAUAUCCCUGCGCACACUCUGGAGGCUAUGAUGCCGACUCUAGUGCGCCGCUUGAAAGACAAAAAGACAGUUGUUUUCCACUGCGCCCUUAGCCAACAGCGGGGCCCGACUGCGGCACUCAAGUACCUCCGUGAGAGAGACGGUCUGUUGCGCUCUACGGGUGAGGACCCCAAGGGAGAGAGCGGCCAGGAUGUGUUUGUGCUGGACAGAGGCUUUUCUGGAUGGCAAGAAGUGUACGGAGAGGAUGAGCGGUUGACUGAAGGUUAUGUGAAGGAUCUCUGGGAGAAUUAUUGA
This is a messenger RNA of Fusarium sp. VM40, 441 nucleotides long. The record is from the annotation of a GenBank genome assembly. Lineage: Eukaryota; Fungi; Ascomycota; Sordariomycetes; Hypocreales; Nectriaceae.